AUGCAUAUGGACGGAUCUACUAAUUUCAAUCGAUCGUGGCAAGAAUACAAGGAUGGCUUUGGGGACCUUACCAAGGACUUCUGGCUUGGAAACGACAAAAUAGCCUAUAUUGCAAAUGGGCGUAGUCAGUUACUCGUGUUUAGAACUACAGACAAUAGUUCCACUGCUAAAAGACAGAGAAUAUACAAGUCUUUCAACCUAUCCCAAGAUGGCCUCUACACAAUGACAUAUGAACGGUCUUGGGCAAGCAAUAUUCCUGAAUUCGCUGGUGGUGAUUGUUUAGCCGAAUUGAAGGGGCAACCCUUCUCUACCUUCGAUCGUGACAACGAUGACAGCCCCCUGAACUGCGCUCAAGAACACCAGUCUGGAUUCUGGUUCAAGAGCUGCACCCCCUGUAAUCCCAAUGGUGUGUGGUCAGAGACUCCGGACAAGAUGAGAGCUGGAGUACCUUGGGAGAUGUUCUGGACACCUGUAACAGGAGACUACCUGAUACUGUCGUGCUAUGCCUUUUUGAGGGCCGAAUAA
This is a messenger RNA of Haliotis rubra (blacklip abalone), 525 nucleotides long. Its product is annotated as techylectin-5B-like. Bases 1 to 525 code for a protein of 174 amino acids. Lineage: Eukaryota; Metazoa; Mollusca; Gastropoda; Lepetellida; Haliotidae. The transcript has a single exon. The record is from RefSeq and is a predicted model, not a curated record.